GACACAGCGGAUCACCGUUCAACGAAAAGAGCCGAAGAUGUCGGCUUGGUCAUGUGAUCAGCUGUGUCCAAUCACAGCUGAUCACAUGGCACUGAUGAUCAGUGUGCCCUGAUGAUCAGUGUAGCCCCAGCAGUACCACCUGUCAGUGCCCAUCAAUACCAGAUGUCAUUGCCCAUCAAUGCCACCUGCCAGUGCCCAUCAGUGCCUCAUCAAUGCCAUAUAUCAGUGCCUACCAGUGCACAUCAAUGCCACAUAUCAGUGCCCAUCUGAGCUGCCUUUCAGUGUCACCUAUCAAUGCAAGUUAGUGCCGCCUAUCAGUGCCAGUCAGUGCUGCCUAUAAGUACCAGUCAGUGCCGCCUAACAGUGCCAGUCAGUG
Staurois parvus is the source of this 376-nucleotide messenger RNA. NCBI's taxonomy places the organism in Eukaryota, Metazoa, Chordata, Amphibia, Anura, Ranidae. The record is from the annotation of a GenBank genome assembly.